AUGGUGUCAGCGGAAUCCAGCAACAGUAACACAUCAUCGUCAUUAUUAUCGCCAUCAGCUGAAUUGAGUAGCUUUGCCACACCUGGAAAAUAUCAUCAUGACACACAAUUGCAACAACAAUUUGCUGAAAAGUCCGCCACCAAGAAGUUGCAUCGCAACAGCCCCAAAGGUCUUCACAUGAUGGCGGCUACCGCUCGACAAAAUCCCAUUAAAAAUUGGCUUGGUGCCUUCAAUCGCAAUCACUCGGGUUCCCCGCUGCCGGUUAAUGGUUCGGGUAGCGUUGCAAAUGCGGCUCAGGAUUCAGUGAGGCAGACGUGUUCAUGCAGAUGCGGUGAACGCAAUGACGAGUCGCGUAUUGUUGGCGGCACCACAACCGGAGUCAGCGAAUACCCAUGGAUGGCACGCCUCAGCUAUUUUAAUCGUUUCUAUUGCGGCGGCACCCUCAUCAAUGAUCGCUAUGUUCUGACCGCCGCCCAUUGUGUCAAGGGCUUUAUGUGGUUCAUGAUCAAGGUCACAUUUGGCGAACAUGAUCGUUGCAAUGACAAGGAGAGGCCAGAGACUCGCUUUGUGCUGCGUGCCUUUACCCAGAAAUUUAGUUUUUCGAAUUUCGACAAUGACAUUGCCCUGUUGCGUCUGAAUGAUCGGGUACCCAUAACGAGUUUUAUACGACCCAUUUGUCUGCCACGACCGGAGGAAAGAAAUGAAUUGUUUGUGGGCACUAAGGGCAUAGCCACUGGUUGGGGUACCCUAAAGGAAGAUGGUAAGCCUUCAUGUCUCCUGCAAGAGGUUGAGGUUCCCGUCCUCGACAAUGAAAGCUGUGUGGCCCAAACCAAUUACACUUCGAAAAUGAUUACGAAAAAUAUGAUGUGUGCCGGUUAUCCGGGUACGGGGGAACGUGAUAGCUGUCAAGGUGAUUCGGGUGGUCCUUUGGUUCGUCUACGUCCCGAUGAUAAACGUUAUGAACAAAUUGGUAUUGUUUCGUGGGGUAAUGGUUGUGCUCGUCCCGAUUAUCCUGGUGUCUAUACCCGAGUUACGAAGUACUUAGAUUGGAUCAAGGAAAAUUCACGAGAUGGUUGUUUUUGUGAUGAACAUUUUUGA
Molecule: messenger RNA, 1098 nt
Organism: Musca vetustissima
Lineage: Eukaryota; Metazoa; Arthropoda; Insecta; Diptera; Muscidae
Product: venom protease-like
Exons: 2
Coding region: 1-1098 (365 amino acids)
Biological process (GO): proteolysis
Molecular function (GO): serine-type endopeptidase activity
Source: RefSeq, a predicted model, not a curated record